Molecule: messenger RNA, 3438 nt
Organism: Eimeria maxima
Lineage: Eukaryota; Apicomplexa; Conoidasida; Eucoccidiorida; Eimeriidae
Product: TLD domain-containing protein, putative
Exons: 1
Coding region: 1-3438 (1145 amino acids)
Source: RefSeq, a predicted model, not a curated record
AUGCAGCGGAGUGUUGGCGGUUCAUCGCCGAUUAACGCGCCAGGGGACCGCAGCACGCCUUCUGCGCUAGGGCAAGGGCUUCAGCCCCCUCCCCCUCCUGAGGGUGCAUUAUCCGUAUCGGACCGCGUGGCAGCUGCGGCAACGGCAGCAGCAGCAGCGGCUGCAGCAACGGCAGCAGCCCGUGCAGAAGCAACGGCUGCGACAGCCAGGCGCUACCUACAGCCUUGGGUACUUGUUGACAAGUACAGCAAAUGGAGACAUUUAGAUCAAGAGGAGCUGAAAUCCUGGCAAGCAAAGGGCGAAGCCAUCUUUCGGGAGCACUUGCUGCCUUAUGUCCCUUCAGAUGUAUCCCCGGCAGUCGCAGCUGUUGAGGCGGAUGCAGCAGCAACCACAUCGGCUGCUGCAGCUACAGGCGCUGCAGCAGCAGGAUCGGCUGCAGCAGCAACAGCAGCAGGCAGCGGGAGCACCCCUGCCUCUGGCCGUGCCGCCGCCAGCACGAGCGCGGCGGCCGCAGCGGCAGCAGCAGCAGGGACGAAUCGCUUUAGUGCUUUAUUUGGAGGUUCUGUUGCUCCUCAUCUUUCUGCUGCAGCUCUAAGUCACCAUCCAUGGACAGCCGAGCAAGUCAGAGAUGUGCUGCGAGUAGAGAUAUGGUCAGGAGUUCCUGAUGCAUUCAAAUGCUGCGUAUUGAUUCAUUCAAAUGACGCAGUACAGCAACAGCGGCUGCAUCCUACGUUGUACAGGCAGGUGCAGCUGGAGUCGUUUGGGCCGCCUCCUUUUCCGGGUUCUGUGCCCGGCAGGUGUCCCACGUUUAGUGGGGGUUUACUGGGGCUGGAGGAGGACGUCUGUGGUGUACAGACAACUCUUAAUCAACUUGAGCUUGAUGGAGACGCGCCAUUGGCCACCUGGAGAUCUGCUCCAGAUGAUUUCGGCCCAGCAACUGCAACCAGCGCCUCACGCCCAGCACGCGUUCGACUCCCGCAUCCGUAUUUCCCUGGCAUUAUGUCCCCUGGUGGCAAAGGUGCAAGGAGCCCCGGGAAGAACCCGCUGGGGCAGCGGCUGAAACCGGAAUUCAACUUCUGGCCAGACACGAGUCGAAGGGCAGAAGAAGCGGAAGAAGAAGCACAGCAGCAGGAAGAAGACAAGGGGGGUCGCAGCGGCAAACAAGAGCAGCAAAAGAAGCAACGGCAGCAUCGUCAUUCCCACCCCGAGCAGGAACAGCAGCAGCAGCUGGGUUGCGGGAGGGGUCGAGGUUCAUGUCAAAGAGAGAAUUCUAUUGAUGAGCUUCUGGCAUACAUCGGGCCCAACAACAAACGUGCCGAUGUGCUUCCUUCGGGUGGGUCAACAGGAAAGGCAGUAGAAAGCGGAGGGCCCGUCAUGAGGGCUGCCCGCAGGUGGCCGCGCAGAAGCAGCAACAACAACCAGGCGGGCAAGGAGCUCCAAAAUCGGCAGCCUCUUCGCGGCGGAGAAUCUGGCGGGCCUGAUGGAGGAGGAGGAAAGAAGGGUUCACCAAGUGGCGGCGAGGGCCGACGAGAUUGUGCUGAGUCUGAAGGGCUGAAACCACAGAGCCCAGCGGAUGCUGCAGGCGUUUCCGCUGGUAUCGAAGGGGCAUCGGGCGGAGGGGGGCCUCUGGGUAGUGGAGGAGGCGGAGGGGGGCCUUUAGGCCGGUCUCCUACUGCUGAAGCAGAAGUAGCUUUGGAUUUGUUUGGGCGGCGAGAGGUAGACGAGCUGGUGGAGUUCUCUUCUUACAUGCGGCACCGACACCUGAAGGCGAAGCGGCAGGCGGUGCAGAUGAGGGAGGCGACGGAGCGAUCAAGGGAUCGCGUUGCAUUUGAAGCUGCAGCAGCAGCAGUGAUGGCUGUGGCGCGUGAGAUCGACAACGAACAGGACAAAUGGUUGCUGCGGCGUUAUUACACUGCAACUUCCUUUGACCUCGCGGCCAAAGGCCUCUGGGCCCAAGGCAAAGGCAAGCGCAGAGGUGCCUCCGAGUCACAGCUCCUACUCGCUUUUGACAAAGGCACAGCAGCAGCAGCGCAUGGAACCGCCGCCGCCACACCCGCAUCCACCAGACAAACGGGCCCCACCAAGUCGUUUGUCAGCUUUCUCAGACGCAAAGCUGCUAGAGACACGCAGCAGCUUCCUCACUCCCCUCUCCAGUUCUGCAAACCACGGCGCCUCAAUGACCCCGCAGGAGGCCAGCAAGGCGGAAAUACCCAGCGAGGGCCAGGGCUACACCCCAGCCCUGCCGCUGCACCGUCAGGGGGCUCCCAAGGGGGGGCCGCAUCCGCAUCAGGAGCAUUCCCUGGCUCACCUGAUGCUACUGUUGCUGUGAGUCCGGGAAAGGCUGCUGUUGGGACCCCCAGCUCCGGUCGUGGGAACGCGGCGUUGUUGGCACCAGCUCGCUUGUCCCCCAACUCUGGGGGUCUGUGGAGCAAACUGUCGAAUGUCAAAAACAAAAUCAAGACCAAGGGCACUGCAAGUACCACCACCAGCAGCAACACCAACAACAAAGGCAACGCCUCCGUUGUCAACUGGCUUCAGCAGGCAGCACGCAGCAACAGCGACACUUGGGGAGGCCCUCCUACGGGGAAGAACCCACAAGGGGGUGGUGCCUGGGGCCCGCUUGAGGGAGCCUUGGGGGGGCCUCUAGGUGUCUCGGCAGCGCGAUUCUCCUUCGCUGCUGGGGAGUCCCCUGUAUUUUCGCGGCAGCCUGUGCGCCGUCGGAGUUUUCUAUCUCGGAUACUGCCGGGUGUGGGCUUGUGCAGAAGGGGGAAGAGAGAGGAGCAGGAGUUGAAGCGUAUUGACUUCUUACGGAAUGCAAUGAGGGCAGGAGACGAUCCCUUUGAGACGAACAAACUCGCUGCUGCUGCAGCGAGCGCAGCUGUCCGAGAUAUCCGCAGACGCAGCAGCAGUAGCACACUUAGCGAGGACCUCAUUGAAUCCGCUAAGGGAGCGGCAACUGCUGCGGCCGCAGCGGCUGCUGCGGACUUCCCUCCGCUUAGAGGUGGCAGCCUUCACGCUCUUCCAGAAGACGACACGAAUGAAGGCCUUCUCCCUGAGAGCCAAUGGUCUGUCGAGCAGCGGCAGCAGCAGCUUACGCUGCAGGAGGCGCAACCGAUGCAGGCCGGUUCUCAUUUCUUGUUCCCGAAUACAACCAUGCACGGGACAGAUGCAGCAGCAGGAGGUGGUGGAGAAGGGAUUCCCUACCUGCGCUACAGGAGCGCCACGAUGCCAGACCCUCAGCCCAAGUCUUCAGUGCUCCUUUUGCCUCCCCUACCACCGAAUAGCGUUGACUUUUACGAACAGCAGCAGCAGCAACAUCUCCAGCGGGAGACAGCGGAAAGUUCGCCCAGCAAUUCCCCUACACAGAAGUCUAGAAGUUGGGAAGAACAAAUAGAAAAGGCAGACGGGUACCUCCUGCUCAGUGUUCCACAGGCUUAG